AUGUCUCUCCGCAUCGCACCCCCGUCCGGCUACUCCAACAGCGUCUCCAACACCACAACCCGUCACACUCGUCCCUCAAAGGGUGCCCCCUCAGCACCCGGUCUCCCUGAUACCCUCCGCAACAAGCUCACUCUCCCCGCCACUGCCCACGCCUCCUCCACCAACAACCCAACCGCCAGUGAGAUCCCCUCUUCCACACACCCGCUCGAGGCCCGCCUGCUCGCCUGGCGCGCAACCCAAGAUGCAAUGAAGAUGGAGUCCCUGCGCCGGGCAUACGGUAUUGCCGAGCCUGUUCGCCGCGGUAUGGAGCUGAAGAUUGUCCGUGAUGGUUCCUUCCGGCCUGCUGUGCUGGGUGGCAUGAAGGGUGGCAACGUCCACGAGGAUAUUUUGUCAAUUGGAGGUCGGGAUACGGAAGUUGCUUGGGAGGAUAUCUUCCACGGUGACGAGUUCCGGGAACCGCCUUCCUUCCACGAUGAGAUGGAGAAGCGGUUGAAGAUGGAGUUCCACUAG
Molecule: messenger RNA, 510 nt
Organism: Penicillium odoratum
Lineage: Eukaryota; Fungi; Ascomycota; Eurotiomycetes; Eurotiales; Aspergillaceae
Product: proteasome maturation protein
Exons: 3
Coding region: 1-510 (169 amino acids)
Biological process (GO): proteasome assembly
Cellular component (GO): cytoplasm; nucleus
Source: RefSeq, a predicted model, not a curated record